Fusarium vanettenii 77-13-4 is the source of this 882-nucleotide messenger RNA. RefSeq lists its product as uncharacterized. Gene Ontology annotation, molecular function: transcription coregulator activity; protein heterodimerization activity. The record is from RefSeq and is a predicted model, not a curated record. The transcript is spliced from 2 exons. Gene Ontology annotation, cellular component: SAGA complex. Bases 1 to 882 code for a protein of 293 amino acids. Gene Ontology annotation, biological process: transcription by RNA polymerase II. Lineage: Eukaryota; Fungi; Ascomycota; Sordariomycetes; Hypocreales; Nectriaceae.
AUGAUGUACAUCGCUGGCGAGACUCAAGACCCUUCGGCCGAAACGAUCGCUGUCGUUGAAGAAAUCAUUCGAGACCAACUUGUCCUCAUGCUCACGAGUGCCAACGAACUUGCAUCCUCACGCGGCGCCCGCUUCAUCUCCAACGCAGACCUGUUCUUCCAGAUCCGACAUGACCCAGUAAGACUUGGGCGACUCAUGAACCUUCUCCGAUGGAAUCGGCUCCGCCUCAAGAGCAAGGCAAAAAGUGACAAGUGCGAUGCGGAACUGGCCGCAGUCAAAGACUUGGCUGAGGUUCUCGACGUCCCUGUCCAAAAGGAUAAAAAGAACCAAAAGCGUCCCAAACUAGCGUUACUGUGGGACGUCGACUCUUACUUCUCUGUAGAGCUGCCGGAGAGCCAAGAGCCGGGGGGUCUUCUCCCUGAAACCAACCAGGCGACUGUCGAGAGGCUGCGUCGCGCAGACCAAAUCACAAGGAGAAUGACGGCAAAAGAGUACACGACAUGGGCCGAAUCCCGUCGCCGAGCAUCUUUCAGUUAUCGCAAGAAACAGAAAUUCCGAGAGUUCUGUGGUCUUGGUGUCAUUGCUGAGUCCGAGCCCAAACAUGAUUGUCUGGAUAUUCUCAGCUUCUUGGCCUGCGAGAUGGUACAGCGAUUGACUGAGAUAGCACUGGCCAUUCAAGACAAUGAAGUCCAGCGGAAGGGGAGAUCCAAGGGGUCGGUGAACAAGGUUCGCGAGGGUCUCUUUACGACAGACAAGACUGAGAGGGAACCUGUUGGUGUUGAGCAUGUGAGACAGGCUUUUCAAGUGACGCAGAUGAGGGCCCAGAAGAAGAGGCCAAGGCUGCACAGCGGCCCGGGGACGGCCAAGCUCCACUUGAUUUAG